This is a messenger RNA of Rotaria sp. Silwood2, 2214 nucleotides long. The record is from the annotation of a GenBank genome assembly. NCBI's taxonomy places the organism in Eukaryota, Metazoa, Rotifera, Eurotatoria, Philodinida, Philodinidae.
AUGCUAAAAGAUGCCAAUCAUCGUCAUCCGAAUAUUAAGAUAACCUCGAAAAUUGAGAAUCCUACUUCAUUUUUGGACGUUAAGUUAACCAAUAUCGGUACGAAUUUCCUAACAUCUGUAUAUCAUAAAGAAGCCGCUGAACCUUACGUUGUCCCAUUCCAAUCGGAUCAUGCACGACAUGUCUUCGUGAAUAUUAUCGAAUGUGCACUACUUCGUGCUCUUCGUUAUUCAUCGAAUUUAACUGAAUUCAACCAUGAACGACGUGCUAUCAAAUUAAUGUUACUUUACAAUGGUGAUAUUCCUACACGUCAUUUCGCUAAUAUUGAUAAUAUUUCUAUUACUCCAUCACCAAUCGAUCGAAGACCACGAUUAUUUCGACCGGGUACAAUUAUUACUUCGGAUCGAUUUGAAGAGAUUGUCAACGAAGUUUAUGCUGAAAAGUCUUCUCAUCAUCCAAUCGACACUGAUCAUAAAGAUGAAAAUCUCGAUGUCGUCCUUUCACAAAUGAGAGAGCGGGAGAUCGAAUGUCUUACACAAUUCAUUAUUUCUCGACCACCAGAACAUGAUGAAAUGGUCCAAGUAUUACUCAGUCAAUUAAAUUUACCAAUACAUACCAGUCAACAACAGGAGAUUAGUGAAUUGUCGUCAUCAUCAGCACCACCGCCACUGACAACAACUAUUCUGUCACAGAAUCCAUAUCCACCCAUACAUCAAACAGGUUUAGUGAGAGAUCAUGAUCGUCCUUAUGCUGAUUAUGGUCAUCUCAAUCGAGAAACCAUUGCUCAAGAAUGUCAAUUUAAUCUUGAACUACCGUCAUCAUCAUCAUCAACAGCAGCAGCAGCAGCGGCAGCUCCAUCGACAAUAUCAAAAUCGAUUCGUUUGCAUGCGAAAUCUUUCGCAAUUACAUCAUGGACAGAAAUCUCAAAAGAGAUCGUCUUCGAUUAUAUCAAACAUGAAUUUGGUAUUGAAAAUAUUCAAUAUAUAUGUAUUGGUGAAGAAAUCAGCGAAUUGAAUCAUCGACGACAUUUACAUAUACAGAUCAUAUUGAAAGAGAAAAUCGAUCGUAGAAAACCUUUCCUCGAUGAUAUUACUCGUACACGAUGCAAUUAUCAAGUGACACAGAAUGAUUUAGCAUGGAAUGAAUAUGUUAAGAAAGGUGACAAUUACAUCGAAUUCAAUGAGUUUAAAUCAACUCGGAUACGUAGUCAGAAGCAAUGGCCAUCUGAAUCUACAACAGCAUCCACAUUGGUAACACCAGUACCACACAUCUCUUUACCAACAACAACAACAACAUCUAUAGUUGAUCGAUCUGUUCUACCAACAGUUCCUCGAACAACAACAACAACAGUUCGUGGACAAGCCGAAGAACGACGUCAAAAACGAAUUGAAAUAGCGAAUCGUGUCCUACAAUUAGCUGAGACGAAUGUUCAUAGUGCCAUGGACUAUCUUCGACAAGCGAGUGCUGAUCGAUUCCUCGAUCAUGGUUCAUGGUAUCUAGGAACAUUAAAAUAUGUCCAUUUACGGGCUCAACAAAGUCUACAACGACGAAAUACAAUCGAUAAAAAAUAUUGUUGGCCUCUGUCAUUUCCUGAUUGUACACUACAACUUCGUACUACUAUUGAUCGUUGGAUCAAACAUCAUUUUUCUCGUACUUCACGUGCAAAAUGUCUCAUCAUCAUUGGUCCUACUGGUGUUGGCAAAACAUCUUUUGCUUUAUCGUUACCUGGCCAAGUGAAUUAUUAUCAAGGAAGAUGGAAUCUUGAUCGAUGGAAUGAUUAUGCUCGAUAUUCUGUAUACGAUGAUAUUCCAUGGGAUGAUUUUGAAAAAUUAGGUUUUCCACCAAAACAAAGUCUACUCACACAACAAGAAAAUCCUGUCUUUGCGACUGAUAAAUAUCGCCCGAGCAAAGACAUCAAUGUGCGACAACCAGCGAUUGUUCUUCUCAAUCCUCAACAUGUUGGAUCAUUGCUUGCCGAACCUAUUGAUGAAAAUCAAAAGCGAUCAUCUGAGUAUUGGCAACAACGAGCUGUGAUUUACAUUAUGAAAUCUGAUGAAUACUUCUAUCGACGUCGUUCAAAGCGAAAUCAAGUUACCACUGAUGAUACUCAAAGUUCGACUGAUUCAUCACUGAGUAGCAAUGAAGCAAGAAUGGGAGACGUGGAUGAAUUUGAAAAAAUGUAUCAACACUACCGACAAACCCAUCCUGACACAUAG